Molecule: messenger RNA, 2677 nt
Organism: Rana temporaria (common frog)
Lineage: Eukaryota; Metazoa; Chordata; Amphibia; Anura; Ranidae
Gene: RAB26
Product: RAB26, member RAS oncogene family
Exons: 9
Coding region: 1214-1963 (249 amino acids)
Cellular component (GO): endosome; Golgi apparatus
Molecular function (GO): GTP binding; GTPase activity
Source: RefSeq, a predicted model, not a curated record
AGGUUUGAAGUGAUAUGCUAAGAAGUGAAGAUAUGAUAGAGACGUGGUGAAUUAUGGAUUACAUGCUCAUAACAGGGGUGCAAGUUGUGAUGUAAUUCAGUAGUUGGGGGUGCAGGCCUGAAAAACGAGGAGUCGGUACUGGGGUGCAGAGUAGGAAGUCAUAUAAAGGGGUGCAGGAUUUUAGGGUGAGGAGCCAUUAGUGGGGUGCAGAGUAGGAAGUUAGUAGAGGGGUGCAGGAACCAGUACCUGGGUGAAGAAAUCAGUAUUGGUGUGCCAGGUGUAGAUUGUUUUGGGGUUCUCUUUCCGUGUGAUGUAUAGAGAGCUGCGCUAGUUAAAGGUAAACCGAGGAGAGAAUAAAUACAGCGAGGCAGUGCUGAAGAGACAGAGAAGGAAGGGACAACACAGAGCAGCUGAGUAACCCUGAGCAGAGUGCAGGAGAGAAGAGAUUCUGCAGAGAACAGGUUGCACAGACCCGCAGCGAUCGCACACACACAAGACACACAAGACACACAAGACACACAAGACACACAAGACACACAAUACACACAAGACACACAAUACACAGGGCUGACAUACGAGUUAUAGAAGCCAAGUUGAAGGCUGAGUGGAAAUAGCAGCGACGAGACGCAGACGACACAUGUCAGGCUAGAUCAGAGGGAUUCAGAGCGUUCCAAUCACACAGCGACGAGAAGGAAGGUGUGGGAAAAGCUGGAAGGUUUAUAAGGUAAACAAUAACAGGCAGAGACACAGAAGAGACCGCGUGUCCAGGAAGACUGAGCGAGCUUUCCUUCAGAGGACUCUCGGGAAUCUGAUUCCAUGCCAAGAGUGGAUUUGCAUUAACAGAAAGCACCGUCAUUGUUGGGACACCUUAUUGUUUACAGGGUGCCGUUUGAGCUACGUGGUCACUGUGACAUCAGACUAGUUCCCAGAGCUCGGUUCAGGUUGGAUCUAGAGGAUCUGCGAGCGUUUAGCACCUCAUCUAGACAUUUGCAGCUGGGGGCUACACCGGAGUUCAGGCUGACUAGUUCCUGAGCGUACAAUAGAGGCUCGACGGAGAAGAGAGAUGCUUUAUUAAUCCUCUGAACCCCACUUUCCUCCCAGAUACCUCCUGGUGAUCGGCUAUACUUUUUUUUUUUCUUGGUGGGACUUGUUUUUCCUGUAAUUAGGCACUCUGGCUUGUACCCUGUUGGCAGCGACACCUAUACGCCAGAGGAUGUCGAGGAAGAAGAGUCAGAAAAGUAAAGGUAGCAGCUCCCCUGCUACGUGUAGUGUCCCGGCCACCAAAGAGAAUGGCAAGGUGGGCCCCGAAGGCCAUAGCAAUGGCAUGGUGAUAUCGGGGCGCCCGUCCCUCAGCAACAGCGGCGAGUUUUACGACAUUGCAUUUAAGGUGAUGCUGGUUGGCGAUUCUGGAGUGGGAAAGACUUGUCUUCUGGUCAGAUUUAAGGAUGGCGCGUUCCUGGCUGGCAGUUUCAUCUCCACGGUUGGGAUUGACUUUCGGAACAAAGUACUGAAUGUGGAUGGCGUAAAAGUCAAACUGCAGAUCUGGGACACGGCAGGACAAGAGCGAUUCCGCAGUGUUACUCAUGCAUACUACAGAGAUGCACACGCUCUGCUGCUACUGUAUGAUGUUACCAACAAGUCCUCCUUUGACAACAUCAAGGCCUGGCUGACUGAGAUCAAUGAGUAUGCCCAGAAAGAUGUGGUCAUCAUGCUUCUUGGAAACAAGGUGGACUCCGCUCAUGAACGGGUCGUCAAGAUGGAAGAUGGAGAGCGGCUGGCAAAGGAAUAUAGCGUGCCAUUCAUGGAGACGAGUGCCAAAAGUGGACUGAACGUGGAAUUAGCAUUCAUGGCCAUUGCAAAAGAAUUGAAACACAGGUCCAUGAAGCUCCCCAACGAGCCAAAAUUUAAACUCCAUGACUACGUCAAGAAGGAAGUCAAAGGCUCGGGAUGCUGCAAGUCCUGAUUCUGCCACCUGGAUUCUGUACAAAGACUUGAUGAGAACUUUCAGCCUUUCCACUAAGGACGGGGGUCACUCAAGAACCCACCCAGCACAGCCCCCUUUAUUCUGUGGAAGAGCAUUCUCUGUGCAUGUCUGUGUUUGUAUCUGUGAGGGUAGCAAUCUGAUGUGUUCAACAAAAGGACAUCUAAACAACUAGACUGAUUCUGCACAGUUGGCCACUAAGCUGUACAUAAGGAUAACAUAUUUACUGUAUACCACAUCUGAACAUAAAGAUCUGUUUUAUAUAAAACUACAGUACAGCUGUGCAGCGCUACAAUUUAUAUGUACAUAUCUGACUGUUCUGGGGCGUUGUGUUCAAAAACCUCAAUGAAUGUAUUCAAUUUUGGUGAGAUUGCCUCACAGAAUGCACCGACGUGAUAAUUCAGGGACCAGAGCUGCACAUGCUUGCAGGUUUUCUUGAGCAAGCCAUCGUCACAUCCACUGAUGAAGGUUUGGGUGUCCUUUUGUCCACACAUGCAUCUGCAGCUCCAGAACCCAACAAGAAGCUUCUGGGCUUUUUCUAUAUAUUUUGCCGUUAAGACGAGAAGCUCUGUGUGUAGGUGUUCCAAUGCAAAACCAUUUAGGUUGGAUUCUGUUGUACUUGUUGCUUUAAAAGUAAAGGUAGCCUUUCUGUAAGCCACAGCAUAUUAAUAAAGCACUUUGGCCUCUCACCCAAAA